Messenger RNA from Colletes gigas, 6103 nucleotides. RefSeq names its product chromodomain-helicase-DNA-binding protein Mi-2 homolog (gene Mi-2). Bases 200 to 6103 code for a protein of 1967 amino acids. NCBI's taxonomy places the organism in Eukaryota, Metazoa, Arthropoda, Insecta, Hymenoptera, Colletidae. The transcript is spliced from 21 exons. The record is from RefSeq and is a predicted model, not a curated record. Gene Ontology annotation, molecular function: ATP-dependent chromatin remodeler activity; chromatin binding; ATP hydrolysis activity. Gene Ontology annotation, cellular component: chromatin; nucleus. Gene Ontology annotation, biological process: negative regulation of transcription by RNA polymerase II; chromatin remodeling.
CAGUAGGUGCACAUCGGUGCACGUACGCGAGACGAAGUGACGGCACGCCGAAAUUGAAAGAAACGCAAGAGAGCGUCGAGCUACAAACGCGAGCCUAGUUUAAUGUCGCUUUAAUUUCUACGCUGUGUUUUCUCUCCGGUGAAAGCGAUAUCCCGGUGGUAUUCGAAAGCGUUGAUCAUCCAUCCCGUGGUUUUGGAGCAUGGCGUCUGACGAGGAGGUGGACGAGAGCUACGCGGGAGAAGAUGAUAUAGAAGAAACUGGAGGUCAAGUUUCAAAUGUUAAUCAGCAAGUUGAUGGUUCGUCUGACGCAGAAGAAUCUCAGAGACUAGAAGAAGAUGAUGAUUAUGAGCCAGAGGAGCGAAAAAAGAAGAAGGGGAAGAAACGUAAAGCCCGUAGUGAAGACAAGAAGGGAAAGAAGAAGAAAAAGAAGAAAAAAUCUGAUUCUGGAGACGAAAGUGAUUUUGGAGGUGGCGGUGAAGCAGGUGAUGUAGCUGGAGAGGAUAGUGACUAUGCUGGUAACAGAAAAAGUAGAAAAUCAUCGUCUAGGAAGUCAUCUAGCCACACUGCAUCAGCUCCUUCGAGUCAGGAACCCACAACAGGCAUGCCUACUAUAGAAGAAGUUUGUAAUACCUUUGGAUUGACUGAUGUACAGAUUGAAUAUACAGAUGCAGACUUCCAGAAUUUAACAACAUAUAAAUUAUUUCAACAACAUGUCAGACCACUUCUAGCAAAGGAGAAUCCUAAAGUUCCAAUGUCAAAACUUAUGAUGUUGGUAGCUGCUAAGUGGCGAGACUUUUCCGAAUUGAAUCCACAUACGCAGCCAGACGCGGAUGUGGCAUCCGCGAAUGUGGAUGAGGAUAGUAGAAAUUCAAGAGCGAAUCGCAGUGGAACGGUACAGGAAGGUGAAGACGAGGAGGACGAUGACGAAGAUAGCGAUAGGAAACGAAAAUCGAGAGGGUCCAGGGCGAAAAAAGGAAAAAAAGCUUCUAAAGUGCCAACGCUCAAAAUAAAACUUGGAAAACGUAAACGAGGAAGUUCGGAUGAGGAAGCAGAAGGUAGUGGCGCUGGUAGUGACAGAGAUUCCGAUAUGGAGUUUGAGCAAAUGUUGGCUGACGCAGAAGAGCCGCCCGGUGCAGAUGGAACAACUAAAGGGAAUGCUGAAGAAAAUGGAGUCGAGCCACCUGCAGAACCACCUAUUCGUAGGAAGGCAAAAACUAAAAUUGGAAACAAAACUAAAAAGAAGAAAAAGACGAAGACUACAUCGAAGUUUCCGGAUGGAGAGGAAGGUCUUCAGACUGACCAUCAGGAUUAUUGUGAAGUGUGUCAACAAGGUGGAGAAAUUAUAUUAUGUGACACCUGCCCUAGAGCGUACCACUUGGUAUGUCUAGAGCCGGAGUUGGAAGAAACGCCUGAAGGAAAAUGGAGUUGUCCUCACUGCGAAGGAGAAGGUAUUGCAGGCGCGGCUGAAGAUGACGACGAACAUAUGGAAUUCUGUAGAAUAUGUAAAGACGGUGGUGAAUUGCUAUGCUGCGAUAGCUGUACUAGCGCGUACCAUACGCAUUGUUUAAAUCCACCGCUCUCAGAGAUUCCUGAUGGCGACUGGAAGUGCCCUAGAUGUUCUUGUCCGCCUUUACGUGGAAAAGUUGCUAAGAUUUUAACAUGGAGGUGGAAGGAUUGCCCAGAAAUGCCAUCGGAAGAACCUUCUACAAGUAAGGCAGCUCCUAAGCAACGUAAGAUGCGCGAGUUCUUUGUAAAAUGGGCGGAUAUGUCGUAUUGGCAUUGUGACUGGAUUACAGAAUUACAGCUAGACGUUUUUCAUCCUCUUAUGUUCAGAAAUUAUUCACGAAAGUAUGAUAUGGAUGAACCUCCAAAAUUGGAGGAACCAUUAGACGAAAGCGAUUCCCGCGUCAAACGGUUAAAAGAGCAAGACGGUGCUACAAACAGAGAUGAAUAUAAUUUGGAAGAACGAUUCUAUCGUUAUGGAGUUCGGCCAGAAUGGCUAGUAGUACACCGAGUAAUUAAUCAUCGGUUAUCAAGAGACGGCAGAGCAACGUAUCUCGUUAAAUGGAGAGAAUUAGGAUACGAUCAAGCUACUUUGGAAGAUGAACACGAAGAUAUUCCGGGUCUGAAGCAGGCCAUCGAGUACUACUUGGAUCUCAGAGCAGCGAACUGUUGCGAUGGUAGUUCCUCUCGCAAGGGCAAGAAGGGUAAAGGCAAAAAAUCAAAAGCUCGUGAGCUCAUCGAUGAUGAAGAGAGGACACCUAAACGGUACACACCACCACCUGACAAGCCUACCACCGAUCUUAAGAAAAAGUAUGAGCGACAACCAGAUUACUUGGAUCAAACUGGAAUGCAAUUACAUCCUUACCAAUUAGAAGGUUUGAAUUGGUUGAGAUAUUCCUGGGGCCAAGGUAUAGACACGAUCUUAGCAGACGAGAUGGGUCUGGGAAAGACUAUUCAAACUAUCACUUUCCUGUACUCGUUGUACAAAGAAGGUCAUUGCAAAGGACCUUUUCUCGUUUCAGUCCCUUUAUCGACCAUUAUUAAUUGGGAGCGUGAAUUUGAAACAUGGGCACCUGACUUCUAUUGCGUCACUUAUGUCGGCGACAAGGAUAGUCGUAUCGUGAUACGAGAGAAUGAAUUGUCCUUUGAAGAGGGUGCUGUACGUGGUGGUCGAGCGUCGAAAAUCCGAUCGUCACAAAUCAAAUUCAACGUGCUGCUCACCAGUUACGAACUUAUUUCUAUUGACUCUGCAUGCUUGGGAUCAAUAGAUUGGGCCGUAUUAGUGGUAGACGAGGCGCACAGGCUGAAAUCUAAUCAGUCAAAAUUCUUUAGAUUAUUGGCUUCUUAUAACAUCGCAUAUAAGUUAUUGUUGACCGGUACUCCACUGCAGAAUAACUUGGAAGAACUCUUCCAUCUGUUAAACUUUUUGUGUCGUGACAAAUUCAAUGACUUGGCUGCGUUUCAAAAUGAGUUCGCCGACAUUUCAAAGGAGGAACAGGUAAAGAAAUUGCACGAGUUGCUCGGGCCUCACAUGUUGAGAAGAUUGAAGGCCGACGUAUUAAAAAAUAUGCCAAGUAAGUCGGAGUUCAUCGUUCGCGUCGAAUUGUCUCCCAUGCAAAAGAAAUAUUACAAGUACAUCUUGACAAGGAACUUCGAGGCGUUGAAUCCCAAGGGAGGUGGUCAACAAGUAUCGUUGUUAAAUAUCAUGAUGGAUCUUAAGAAGUGUUGCAAUCACCCUUACUUAUUCCCAGCUGCUUCCCAAGAGGCACCAACCGCGCCUAACGGAAGUUACGAAACAUCCGCGUUGAUUAAAGCAGCUGGAAAAUUGGUGCUUUUGAGCAAAAUGUUGAAGAGAUUGAGGGACGGUGGACACAGGGUGCUGAUUUUCUCUCAAAUGACGAAAAUGUUGGACAUUCUCGAGGAUUAUCUGGAAGGAGAGGGUUACAAGUAUGAAAGAAUCGACGGUAACAUAACAGGUGCGCAGCGACAAGAGGCUAUAGACAGAUUCAACGCGCCUGGUGCGCAGCAGUUUGUUUUCUUACUCUCUACUCGUGCCGGUGGUUUGGGUAUAAACUUGGCAACUGCCGACACUGUCAUCAUUUACGAUUCUGAUUGGAACCCGCACAACGACAUUCAAGCGUUUAGCAGAGCUCAUAGAAUCGGUCAGGCGAACAAGGUCAUGAUCUAUAGAUUCGUUACUCGUAACUCCGUCGAGGAACGAGUGACGCAAGUAGCGAAACGAAAAAUGAUGCUUACACAUUUGGUCGUUAGACCCGGAAUGGGUGGGAAAGGUGCUAAUUUCAGCAAACAGGAACUGGAUGACAUCUUACGAUUCGGUACCGAAGAAUUGUUCAAGGAGGAGGAAGGCAAAGAGGACGAAGCCAUUCAUUACGAUGACAAAGCUGUCGCUGAAUUGCUAGACAGAAGCAAGGAAGGUAUCGAACAGAAAGAGAAUUGGGCCAAUGAAUACUUAAGUUCCUUCAAAGUUGCGUCGUACGUGACAAAGGAAGGCGAAACUGAAGAAGAGGCAGAUACGGAAAUCAUAAAGCAAGAAGCUGAAAAUACGGAUCCUGCUUACUGGAUCAAAUUAUUGAGACACCAUUAUGAACAGCAGCAAGAAGAUAUUGCUAGAACUCUUGGAAAAGGUAAACGAGUACGUAAGCAAGUGAAUUACAAUGAUGGUGUAGUGACCGGGGAUCAGGGAACAAGAGACGAUCAGCCCUGGCAGGAGAACUUGUCGGAUUAUAAUAGUGAUUUCAGCGCACCGAGCGAUGACGACAAAGAGGAUGAUGAUUUUGAUGAGAAGGGCGACGGAGAUUUAUUAUCUCGUAGAAGUAGACGAAGAUUGGAGAGGAGAGACGAAAAGGAUCGACCUCUGCCACCGUUGCUUGCUCGAGUGAACGGAAACAUUGAAGUAUUGGGCUUUAACGCCAGACAAAGAAAAGCAUUCCUCAAUGCCAUUAUGCGUUACGGCAUGCCACCGCAGGAUGCGUUCAACUCUCAGUGGCUGGUUCGGGAUCUCCGGGGUAAAUCAGAGAAGAACUUCAAGGCAUACGUUUCAUUAUUCAUGCGACAUCUCUGCGAGCCAGGCGCCGACAACGCUGAGACGUUCGCGGAUGGUGUACCAAGAGAGGGUCUCAGUAGGCAACACGUCUUAACGAGAAUUGGUGUGAUGUCCUUAAUCAGGAAGAAGGUUCAAGAAUUCGAGCAUAUAAACGGAUAUUAUUCCAUGCCCGAGAUGAUCCGAAAACCGGUAGAACCUGUGAAACUUGAAAGCGGGGUCGACGGAGCAACUGGAACUAGCAGUACUAGUGCGACACCGGCUACCUCGAACGCGCCUAGUCCAAGUCCUGCUGCGACUCCAACACCAACUUCUGCCCUUGGUACCGCUACUAGCGAGAUCAGUAAAUCGAAUUCUGACGCGUCCGAAUUGAAGGAAUACAAAGAGGAACAGAAGGAUAAAGAGACUACUGACAGAAAGGAUGUUGUUAAAGAGGAACCGAAAGAUUCCAAAGAUGAAGAAGAGAGCAGUGUUGAAAAGGAUAAGGACAAGGAGAAUACUAAGAAAGAGGAGGACUCUGAGGCUGAAGGGAUAGAAAAAGAGAAAGAUAAGUUAGAUACAAAAGACGAAAAGUCGGCAAUGAAACAUGACGAUAAAAUUGAGAAUAAUGAAAAUAAACCUAAACCAGAAUCUGAGGAAGAUGUUGUUAUCGUUAAAGACGAUGAGGAAGACACUGAGAAACGAGAGGAUAAGGACAACAAGGACAAAGAUGUAAAGGACUGUGAUUCAGAAGUGAUAAAACCCAAACGUAAGUUCAUGUUCAACAUUGCCGAUGGUGGAUUCACGGAAUUACACACGUUAUGGUUAAACGAGGAGAAAGCCGCGGUACCUGGUCGUGAGUAUGAAAUAUGGCAUCGAAGACAUGAUUAUUGGCUGUUGGCUGGUAUUGUUACACACGGCUAUGGUCGCUGGCAGGACAUCCAGAAUGAUAUCAGGUUUGCGAUAAUAAACGAACCCUUCAAAAUGGAUGUGGGCAAGGGUAACUUCUUAGAAAUAAAAAAUAAAUUCUUGGCUCGACGCUUCAAACUGUUGGAACAGGCAUUAGUGAUAGAGGAGCAGUUGAGGAGAGCCGCGUACCUGAAUUUAACGCAGGACCCAAACCAUCCUGCGAUGAGCCUAAAUGCGAGAUUUGCUGAAGUUGAGUGCCUUGCCGAAUCGCAUCAACAUCUUAGUAAAGAGAGCCUUGCCGGCAAUAAGCCAGCGAAUGCUGUGUUGCAUAAGGUACUAAAUCAGUUAGAGGAGCUGCUGUCUGAUAUGAAGUCGGAUGUGAGCCGCUUACCAGCAACUCUAGCUCGCAUUCCACCUGUUGCUCAAAGACUUCAGAUGUCCGAGAGGUCGAUAUUAAGUCGAUUAGCAGCUACAGCACCGGGAGGUAGUAGUUCUCAGUCGGGUCAAGCGGCUUUGCUGGCACAACAGUUCCCCGCUGGCUUUUCCGGUGGACAGUUGCCAGCUACUUUCGCGGGUGCGGCCAAUUUUGGUAAUUUCAGACCGCAAUACUCAGUACCGGGUCAACCGCCGCAAGGAUUCACAGGUUCGUAA